GUUUUUAUUAUCUGUCACAUCGUGAGUGUCACAACUUUUUAAUGGAUUGGAAACUUGUAAAAGUUGUUUUGGAAAAGUUUUUCUAAAUAUUUGAACCCAAACGAACUUCUGCUGGUUUAAAACAUGCACAAGCUUAAACUAAACCAGAAGGACAAAGUGAAAAAGUUUAUAUCUCUUACACAAACAGGAGAACAGACAGCAAUCUAUUGCUUGCAGAACAAUGAUUGGAAGCUCGAUCUGUCCUGUGACAAUUAUUUUCAAAACCCAGACAUCUAUUACCGGGAGCUGGAUCGAAAGAAAGUCGAGCAACUCUUCAAUCGCUACCGUGACCCCGCCGAUCCCAACAAGAUCAACUCGGACGGGGUUGUCAAAUUCCUAGACGAUCUGUAUCUCAGCCCGGAGUCCAAACUGGUGUUAAUUAUUGCCUGGCGAUUCAAAGCAGAAACCCAGUGCGAGUUUAGCAAGGAUGAAUUCGUGAAUGGAUUCAGUGACUUAGGUGUAGAUAGCAUAGAUAAGCUUAAGGCCAAGUUGCCCCUGCUGGAGGUGGAACUGAAGGAUGCAAUGAAGUUCAAGGAUUUUUAUCAGUUCACCUUCAACUAUGCUAAAGAUCCGGGUCAAAAGGGGUUGGACCUGGAGAUGGCCAUCGCUUACUGGAACAUAGUACUUAAGGAUAGGUUCAAGUUUCUGGACCUGUGGUGUAAAUUUCUGGUGGAAAAUCACAAACGGUCAAUUCCAAAGGACACCUGGAACUUGCUACUGGAUUUUGCUACCUUCAUCGAUGACAGUAUGUCCAAUUAUGAUGCGGAAGGUGCCUGGCCGGUACUGAUUGAUGACUUUGUCGAAUGGUGCCAACAGCAGAACAAAGUUAGCCAUCCUUCGGUGAUCACGUCUACUAGCACAGUUGCCAGUGUCUACUUACCGUCCACGUCUUCAUCAGCCGUUUCUUCGCCAUCAUCGACGGUGAGCAAUCCCUAUAGCUCCAGCAAAGGAAAUCCGUACAGUAGCAGUAGCAGCAGUACAGCCAACAUGUACUACUAAAUGGUCACUGCUGUUAUUAUGGUUGUUCCUCCUUUACUUUUUUGAUAAAGGCUACCCUCGUAUGUAUUUUAAUGAAUACAACUUGUUUUUUCCGUUAAUUCCUCGUACAAUUCUUCGCAGUAACUGUUAUUGCUGACUAAUAGUCUUUCGAUUUUGGUUUGGCGACUCUCACCUCAAAAACCAGUCACAUACUGUUUUUUUUGUUUUUUCACGGAAUGCCUAUUGAGUUCUAAGCCCCUGAAUUCAGAACUAUUUUGCACCUUGUAUGCAAUGGCAUCCUGUUGAUUCGAUUCACACACAUACACGUAAACAUCUGUCUGUUCGUAGUACAUAGUCAGGCCAUAAUAGAACUGAAGAGAUCUUGGUGGGUGUAGAAACAGUGUUUUAUGAUAAUUUGCAAUAGAUAUCUUGCAACAAACUCAGUUUGAAUAUUAGUAGUAGUGCUAAAAUCUUUUUGUUAAAUACAAUAUCUUUGGAAGGAAACGAAACAAAUAAGAUCUAUUUGGAUUCGUUGAAUGUUGAAUAAAUCUACACUAUUAUAAAUAAUU
This is a messenger RNA of Topomyia yanbarensis, 1586 nucleotides long. RefSeq names its product DCN1-like protein (gene SCCRO). Bases 124 to 1038 code for a protein of 304 amino acids. The record is from RefSeq and is a predicted model, not a curated record. Gene Ontology annotation, cellular component: ubiquitin ligase complex. Gene Ontology annotation, biological process: protein neddylation; positive regulation of ubiquitin-protein transferase activity. NCBI's taxonomy places the organism in Eukaryota, Metazoa, Arthropoda, Insecta, Diptera, Culicidae. The transcript is spliced from 3 exons. Gene Ontology annotation, molecular function: cullin family protein binding; ubiquitin conjugating enzyme binding; ubiquitin-like protein binding.